CAGAAAACACAACAUGUUUCGCCUUUCCUUUCCUUAUUAGAAAAAUAAAUCUCCGUUAAAUCUCUCUGUCUCUCACUUUCUUUCUCUCUCUGUUUGUCAAUGUCAAACGGAGAUGACUGUUAACCGUAACGGAAUGCAAUGACAGAAGUUUGCCGAAAAAUGUCCAACGACAAUGAAGACGAUUCGGCGGCGAAAUGCAGGGAGCGCCGAAGAAGGAGAAUCGAGAUGAGGCGUCUUGCCGCUAUCUCAACCACUCGUGGUUCUCCUCAGCCGACUUACACAAAAGGUUCAAAAGAGAGGAGCCAGGCGACGGGGGAGGGGAGCUCGAGUUCAACCGCUGAGGGAAAGCGGGUUGUUGAGACUGUGAGUGAAAUUCAGACGGUGGAGCCGGUGUUUGGGAGCAUGUCAGUGUCAGGGAGGUCAAGUGAGAUGGAAGAUGCGAUUUCUGUUCGUACUAGCUUUUGCCUGCCGGGGAUUAACCGCCGAAGGCCGUUGCAUUUGUUUGGUGUUUAUGACGGUCAUGGCGGUUAUCACGUGGCAGCGUUAUGCAGGCAAAAGAUGCACGUGUUAAUAGAGGAAGAAUUGGAACGCGUGGAAUCAAAGUGCGUGAGUGGUGAGGGUGGGGAAUUUGGGGCGGAAUGGGAGGAAAUGUGGAGGGGAGUGAUGAAGAGAAGCUACGAGAGAAUGGAUGAGGUGGCAAUGAGUACGUGCGCAUGUGGGAGUGAGGGUUUCCAAUGCGAGUGCCACCCUACCCAGAUGAUACUUGGUGGCUCCACAGCGGUGGUGGCUGUGUUAACCCCGGAGCAUAUAAUUGUUGCUAAUUGCGGUGACUCACGCGCCGUGCUUUCACGAGGUGGAAGGGCCAUUCCCCUUAGUGUUGAUCAUAAGCCGGAUAGGCAAGAUGAACUUGCAAGAAUUGAAGCUGCUGGAGGUCGAGUGAUCUACCUGGAUGGAGCUCGAGUUGAAGGCAUUCUCGCUAUGUCUCGAGCAAUAGGGGACGAGUAUUUAAAGCCAUUUGUGAUACCGGCGCCUGAUAUUACUUUUACAAAAAGAGAAUCAGAAGAUGACUGCUUGCUCCUUGCAAGUGAUGGCUUAUGGGAUGUUUUGUCUGGUGACUUGGCUUGUAAGGUAGCUCGGCAGUGCCUCCGAGAAGAAAAUCAUCCUGUCAAUGCUGGCCCUCCGAUCAAAGAUGAAGGAGCUGGAUCUCUAUAUCCUUCUCGAAGCAUGUUGGCCGCUGCACUUCUUACUCGCCUUGCUUUAGGACGGAGAAGCUGUGAUAACAUCAGUGUUAUUGUUGUUGAUCUCAAAAGUAACUGAGGUUCAGCUUUCUCUGUGAAGUUCAACAUCUUUUGAUUCUGUUCUUCCGCGGGGGCCUCAAGGCUGCCUCCUCCUGUCCUGGUAUGAGCUCACGACACCCAUCUCUUGCUGAAGUGACAGUGUGGCUGUGGCCAUUUCCACCUGCAUAACUACCAUUUCUUGAGAUCUGCAUGUCCUUUUGGAGGCUAGAGUCGUUCAUCUUUUAUUUAUUUUGUUGGUGCUCCUUCCAACUUCCAACUAACGCAAAUUG
Messenger RNA from Populus euphratica (Euphrates poplar), 1567 nucleotides. RefSeq names its product probable protein phosphatase 2C 75. Bases 139 to 1317 code for a protein of 392 amino acids. Gene Ontology annotation, molecular function: protein serine/threonine phosphatase activity; cation binding. The record is from RefSeq and is a predicted model, not a curated record. Gene Ontology annotation, biological process: protein dephosphorylation. Lineage: Eukaryota; Viridiplantae; Streptophyta; Magnoliopsida; Malpighiales; Salicaceae. The transcript has 5 exons.